UAACACUUCAUCUUGUUUCUUGUUUAUACAUAUUGUUGAAGUUGAAAGAUUUUGUUUUUCAAAUUUAAAAAUCAAAGUUGGAUAACCAAAUUUAGACCGCAUUCUCUAACCUCCCGUUUCUUAUCUCUUACUUCAAACUCAAACACUGAUGAAUCCCCGCAACUCACAUUUUCUUCGAUCUCGAACGUGUAGAGAUGCUCGUUUAAAACUGGGAAACGCUGCGAGUGUAUUCCUGAUCUAUGCCUUCUUACACUGGUGGUACCAUCCUUGACGCAAUAAUAAAUAUCCAACUCCUCCUUCCUCCUGUCACCCACCUUAUUAACUACCAAUACACAACCCAUCAAUGGCAUAGGAUCAUCCGCGCCGCUCCAUUUCGUCGACAGGGAACUUCCGGUGGCCUGCCAAAGAAAGUACAUGGGGAUUUGUUCACCAGGCAAGACCGCAAAUCUACAACUCCUUAUGAUCAGUUCUCUUGCUUCUCGUUUCAGUUUGAAGCAAUUACCAAAGUUGGCACCAACAUCUUGUAAACAAGGACAAGAAAACAUAUUUUUCUGGAGUGAUUAGUUAGAUGUUUUAACUUUAGUUUCAAUAAUGGUUAUUAUGUGCCCAUCUUAUGAAAGUUAAGUACCUAUGUUAAAAGUGUUCUGACUUUAAAAAAAAAAAGUGUUCUGACUUGUUCUAUAAAAGGGUUAUAUAUUUCUAAUUUCUGAAUUAAUCUAAAAAAAUGAUAUGAACUGAAAUAAAUAUAAAGUAAACACAAGUCUGUUUACCAAAAAAAAAAGUCUAACACAAAUCUGUUGUAAUUAACAUAAAUAUCAUCAAAUGCAUACUGUCAAAUUUAUUAUUUGCCCAUAUGUUUUGAGUCGACUCAUAUCGUUCUAAAUUGAACAUACAAUUAGCCUAUAUAUUUAAGACCAAAACAAAUUAGCCUCUAUAUGAAAUCUUUCUGAAAUCAGCAUUACAAAAUUACCAAAAUUCCGUUAUGAUUAAACAUAAAUAUCACUAAAUGCCUCCAGUCAAAUUUACUAUUUUUUUUGGGUCAAAAUUUACUAAUUCCCCAUAUACUGUAAUAAUCUGAGUCAUAUCAUUCUGACUUCUGAGUGAGGAAAAGGGGCAUUUUAGUCAUUUACGUCUAAUACAGAGACUCGUUUCUUCUUCUCAAUUGAAUAAAAAAUUAGGGUUUUCUAGUUACCCCAAAGUUCCGAUCUUUGAUCAUCACCGGAAUCAAAUGGUUCUUGGAAAGCGAACUCGUGAACACUCCACUGACUCCAAUGACAAACCCAUCUCUUCGUCUCCCCUCAGGAAGAUGCAAGAAGACGACGUCUCCGGCGUGGAGUCGAUGCUCCGGAGGAGAAAACAACCCAAGACAACGCCAGUGUCUUCUUCCUCUAACAACAAGAUGAAUUGGACUAAAGACGACGAGCUCAUCAUCCUCGGGAGUAUUGUAGAUUACGAAAAGGAGACAAAGCUGAGUCAUAGAUCUGACUGGGAUGCGUUCUACGGAUACGUUAAGGAUUUUAUAGAAGCGGAGUUCUCUAAGAAGCAGCUUACUGAUAAGAUUAGGAACUUGAAUAAGAGGUUUUUGGGUAAUAAGGCGAGGUGUGACGAUGAGGAAGGGCCUUCGUUUACUGAUACUGAAGACGAUAUCAUCUUCAAGCUGUCAGUGAUCAUUUGGGAUUCAACGAAUGAAACAGUGUGUGACUCUGAUGAGAAUGUGGACCAAGGGAAGGUGGAUGCACCUUGUGUGGAGCAUGAAAAAGUUAGUGAGAGUAAUAUGGACCAAGCUAAGGAUGUGCCUUGCGUGGAGCAUGAACGUGUUGAUGAGAAUAUAGAGCAGGCAAAGGAUGCGCCUUUGGUGGAGCAUGAACGGGUUGAUGAGAAUAUGGAACAAGAAAAGGAUGUGCCUUGUGUAGAGCAUGAGCCGGUUGAUGAGAAUAUGGACCCAGCAAAGGUAGAUCUACCUUGUGUGGAGGAUGAACGGGUCGAUAAGAAUGUGGACCAAGGAAAGGUUCUUGAUUUGGAUAAGGAUGCGCCUGCUGUGGAGCAUGAACCAACUAAUGAGAAUAUGGACCUUGACCAAGAAAAGGAUGCACUAACUGAUAAAGACAAUAAUGAGGAAGAUGGUGUGGAUGAGUUUUGUGCUAUGAAGGAUGCACUAGCUGAUAAAGAGAAGAGUGAGGAAGAUAGUGCGGAUGAGUAUUGUGCUCUGAAGGAUGCACUUGAGGAGACGACAUUCUUUCAAAGUAUAGGUAAAUAUCAACAGAAGGCCCUGCUUCAAAAUUUGAAAAACCUUAGAGGUCCAAGAAGAAAAGAGUUAGCUGACGAGUUGAAGGAUUUGCUUGACGAGGAGAUGAAAGUGCGUGGCAAGAAACUGAGUUUAUCCGCAAAGCUUGCAAGCGCAUGGGAGGAGUCUUGUUGAUUCAAGAAACAUCAAGUUUUGCUUUCUUUUUUUUUGGUACUACAUGGUGGUUCUUGCUACUAAUGAUUUUUUUGAUGCUCAAGCCAAAAUUUUGAAUUGUUAGUUAGCCAAUGUAGAAAAGGUUGUGACUAGUUUUUUUUGUUAAUCAGUGAUUGUUACUCUCGUUUCACAAAAGCGAUAUUUUUACAAAAAAGAAUUGUUAUAUAAAGCAUGUUAUUUUAACA
Messenger RNA from Brassica rapa (field mustard), 2643 nucleotides. Its product is annotated as GLABROUS1 enhancer-binding protein-like 3. The record is from RefSeq and is a predicted model, not a curated record. Gene Ontology annotation, cellular component: nucleus. Lineage: Eukaryota; Viridiplantae; Streptophyta; Magnoliopsida; Brassicales; Brassicaceae. Gene Ontology annotation, biological process: regulation of DNA-templated transcription.